Messenger RNA from Colias croceus (clouded yellow), 1159 nucleotides. RefSeq lists its product as uncharacterized. The coding region runs from base 138 to 821 and encodes 227 amino acids. Lineage: Eukaryota; Metazoa; Arthropoda; Insecta; Lepidoptera; Pieridae. The transcript is spliced from 5 exons. The record is from RefSeq and is a predicted model, not a curated record. Gene Ontology annotation, molecular function: chromatin binding. Gene Ontology annotation, biological process: translesion synthesis; regulation of cell cycle. Gene Ontology annotation, cellular component: nucleus.
CAGCGGUUAAUUGGCAUUUGGCGCCAAACUUUGUGUUUUGCUCAAAGUUGAUAAAAAAGUUAUAAAUUGAUAAAUAAAGAUUACCGAUUAGAAAAUAUCAUACAGGUGGUUUAUGUAAUUUAAGUGUGUGAUAUAAAAUGGCUAGAACAAAAGCAUCAGUGGGUGCAAAAGUAUCGGCAGGAAAGAGUAGUAAAGCCAGAUGUAGUGUAGCGCCUCCUUCUAGUAGCAGUAGUUCUUCAGGCGGCGAGAAAUCAUCCCGGAAUUAUUCAGGUGGCAACCCCGUGUGUCCGAGAGAAACUCCCAAAUGGCAAAAACCGAUCACUAACUUCUUUAUAACAAAUCAAACAAAACCGUGUGAUGAUGGCGAAAUUGCUGGCAGUUCAAAAUCAAAACCAAAAAGGAACAUAAUUCAUUCAGACGAAGAAAGUGAUACGGAAAAAGAAAACAAAGAAAGCAAACAAGACGAGAAUGUAAGCAAAGAAGUCGAGAAUGAAAGCAAAGAAGUCGAGAAUGAAAGCAAAGAAGACGAGAAUGAAGGGAAAGAAAGUAUGAAAAGUACAGAGAAUGAAGCGGAAAGUCAAGAAUAUGAAUGUAGUCAAAAUUACGAAGAUUCGCCGCCAAAAAAUAGAGAAUUAGAUGAAUCUAUCGUUCUAGAACCCCUUUCUGGUGAAAAUAGUCAUAAAUUGGAGGAAUAUUACACGAAAGAUAAAGGAAAAGGUAAAGGAAAGAAAAGCAAAGAGGACAAUAAUAACAGGGUAUCUUUUAAACGACAGUCUGAAGAUAUAGAAUCUCCGAUACCUAAAAAGAUUCGAGUUAACUAAACUAUUGUUAUAAAAAGACAUCUUAAUUUAAAUUUUAAAACCAUUAACUUUAGUUCUUUUUUGUUUUAUGUAAGUUACUAAAUUUAAAAUAAGUUGGUAUUUUCUUUUGCAUUUUUUAUUUAUUUUUUACUGUUCUUGACAAAACCUUUAAAUUUUUAGCAUGAAAUAUAUGUGAAGGAAAAAAAGCAAGUUUUUUAAGCAUCAAUUUUGAAGGAAAACUGCAAAAAUGAUAUUUUACUAUGUAUAACUUUUGUCCUAAGUCUUUGUUCAUACCUCAUUUUAUGUGAUACCUUUGUUAAGUUUUAUUCGAACUAGUAUCAAUAAAUGAAUUAAUUGUU